AUGUGCCACCUCGUGAGCGGCGUGGCGUGGCGGGCGGCUGUCUCUGCCGCCGCCUCGAGUGAGCCUCGUCUCGCUCUUCGUCUACUCGAGCCUCGUCUCGUGUGCCGCCUCGUGGGCGGCGUGGCGGGCGGGCGGCUGUCUCCGCCGCCGCCUCGAGUGAGCCUCGUCUCGCUCUUUGUCUACUCGAGCCUCGUCUCGUGUGCCGCCUCGUGGGCGGCGUGGCGUGGCCGGCGGCUGCCUCUGCCGCCGCCUCGAGUGAGCCUCGUCUCGCUCUUUGUCUACUCGAGCCUCGUCUCGUGUGCCGCCUCGUGGGCGGCGGACGCGAUGGGCGGCCGUCUCUGCCGCCGCCUCGAGUGA
Molecule: messenger RNA, 357 nt
Organism: Emiliania huxleyi CCMP1516
Lineage: Eukaryota; Haptophyta; Isochrysidales; Noelaerhabdaceae
Exons: 1
Coding region: 1-357 (118 amino acids)
Source: RefSeq, a predicted model, not a curated record